This is a messenger RNA of Penicillium subrubescens, 681 nucleotides long. RefSeq names its product spindle checkpoint protein MAD2. The transcript is spliced from 7 exons. Gene Ontology annotation, biological process: mitotic spindle assembly checkpoint signaling. Gene Ontology annotation, cellular component: kinetochore; cytoplasm; nucleoplasm. Bases 1 to 681 code for a protein of 226 amino acids. The record is from RefSeq and is a predicted model, not a curated record. NCBI's taxonomy places the organism in Eukaryota, Fungi, Ascomycota, Eurotiomycetes, Eurotiales, Aspergillaceae.
AUGCCUGAAACAAAGGACAAGUCCAAGGUUCACAAGCUGUCUAUAAGAGGAUCGGCCAAGCUGGUAUCCGAAUUUUUUGAAUACUCGAUCAAUUCAAUCUUAUUCCAGCGCGCAGUCUACCCUCCCGAGGACUUCACAACUGUCAAGAAAUAUGGCCUGAACAUGCUCGUGUCGGCGGAUGACCAAGUCAAGGCAUAUAUCAAGAAGAUCAUGUCGCAGCUGAACAAAUGGAUGGCUGGUGGAAAGAUCUCGAAGCUCGUGGUUGUCAUCACCGACAAAGAGACCGGGGAACACGUGGAGCGCUGGCAGUUUGACGUGGAAAUCUUUGGCAAGAGCUCCAAGAGCCAGAGUUCGCGGAAGGCGGGUGAUAAGGAGAAUACUGCCCCUGGAGAGAACGAGGCUCCCGCCCCCGAGCCUGUCGAGAAAACCGAAAAGGAAAUCCAAGAGGAGAUCCAAGCCAUUUUCCGCCAAAUCACCGCCUCCGUCACUUUCCUCCCCGUCCUCGAUGGUGAUUGCACAUUCAACGUUCUCGUCUACGCCGAUGCCGACUCGGAAGUACCUGUGGAAUGGGGCGACAGUGAUGCCAAGGAGAUCAAGAACGCAGAGAAGGUCCAGCUCCGAAGCUUCAGCACAAACAACCACCGGGUUGGCACACUGGUCAGCUAUCGGCUGGCUGAUUGA